Molecule: messenger RNA, 652 nt
Organism: Harpegnathos saltator (Jerdon's jumping ant)
Lineage: Eukaryota; Metazoa; Arthropoda; Insecta; Hymenoptera; Formicidae
Exons: 3
Coding region: 144-506 (120 amino acids)
Source: RefSeq, a predicted model, not a curated record
UAAAAAGAACAGACCAAUUAUGUCCGCGACUGUAUGUACGUACAUAAUUUAACAAAUCGUAUAACUUACAAGUACGUAAAUAAAAAUUGGAAGUCUACUUUUAAACAAAGAUAUAUAGAUAGAACUAUACGUACACUACUAAAAUGGCUUAUAUCCUGAGCAAAAUACCUGUUUUAUAUCGAGCUGCUUACUACAAGAAUAUCAUUUUGGGUCCUGCCAAAAUCACACAUUUGGGUGCCAAAAUCACACAUAUAAGGAAUCAUGGAUAUAGUUCUCCUGUUAAAUUGCAUAGCUUGGAAGAACAAAAGUUUAAACUAAAAGAUAAGAUAAGCGAUGAUUAUAAGCUGAUAUACAAAGAGCAGAAAGGCUCUGUUGUACCUAUAUUUAAACGUCCCAAAUUUGUAUCAAAUACACUGUUUAAAAUCAAUGGUCGCAUUGUUCUACUGGAUAGAGCAUGUUUCACAACACAAGCAGCACGUGAAAUAAUGAUGUACAAAGCCAAGUAAAACUACAUUUCUACAUUUAUUCACAAUUUAUAUUGUAACUAUAUUGUAAACUUUGUCCAUUGUAUAUUUAUAAUUUCAAGAAAUGUAAGUGCAAGAAUCAAGAGAAUAGUAUUGCCAAAAUAUAUGUAUAUUUAUAUAAUACAUCU